This is a messenger RNA of Poecilia reticulata (guppy), 1654 nucleotides long. The record is from RefSeq and is a predicted model, not a curated record. Lineage: Eukaryota; Metazoa; Chordata; Actinopteri; Cyprinodontiformes; Poeciliidae.
CGCCGACCAAUGAGGGAGGCUGAUGCUCCCGGUGAGAGCGCAGCGACGAAGCCCACUUUACUUCUCGGGCAGCUUGGUUAAACUGUGCCGCGGCGGAGAUAAACGGGUGUUUGGAUGUUUUUAAACAGAUCCAGCAUUUCUUUAGCGGUUUCUAGAAGCGACUGGAGUCCUUCGCCAGCACGGCUAUUGCCUGCGGUUGGUGCCCAGUCAGCGAAGCAGGAGCCAUGCCCGUCCCCGCUGGAUACCUCAGCGACUUCCCUGCGGCCUUCACAUCCUCGGCCUCGCUUAUCCCGCCGCCGCCGAUAAACACCCAGCAGCCGGGCGUCGUUACCUCGCUCCUGUACAGCGGCUCCAAAUUCAGGGGCCACCAGAAAAGCAAGGGAAACUCUUAUGACGUGGAGGUCGUGUUACAGCACGUGACCAUGGAGGAUUCCUACCUGUGCGGCUACCUGAAGAUAAAGGGAUUGACAGAAGAAUACCCAACACUGACCACCUUCUUUGCUGGAGAGAUCAUCAGCAGGAAGCGUCCGUUUCUCACCAGGAAGUGGGACGCAGAUGAAGACGUGGAUCGUAAGCACUGGGGGAAGUUCCAGGCCUUCUACCAGUACGCAAAGACCUUCAACUCUGAUGAGUUCGACUACGAGGAUCGUUUCGGCCCGGUAGCGCUGGUCCGGUUCUGCUGUGGUCAGAACCUGUUCUCCUGUUUCUGGCAUCUUGGUCACAGACUCGUUUCAUGCAUUGUUCUGGUUCUGCUGUCCAGGUACCAGUCCCUGAACCUGACCCAUGUUUCUGAGCACAGCGCCGCCAUCUACGAGUUCCGGUGAUGCCGCACGCUUCCAGGCGCUUCCUGUUGGACGGGCAGAGGGUCCAAAGCUGCUGAGAGGACAGAGGACAGACGCUCCCACUUCCUGAACGGCUCAGUGAAUGUACGGAGGAGCCUGGACAGACCGGACUGGACCGGGUCCUGUAGAGUUCCCCUUCCCUUCGUUUGUUUCACUGCCUGGUUUAAAUGCUUGGCUCAGCUUACCGAGACACGGACCGGAUCGGKUCCGGCUCUCAGAACCGUACUGAUUUCAGAACCAGUCCGGUUCCUUCCAGAACCAGCAGCUUGCACACACUGAGCGGGUGAGGAGUCGGGUCCGGUGUUGGACCGGAACCAGCAGGAGCGAGCGGUGCAUUCAAGGRACAGUACAACCUGGGAGAUUCCAGCUUUGCUUUGUUUUGGUCGUGCUGCUUUCUGGGACAAACUGUUGUGGAGUUCCUUCUGUUCUCCAUCUCUGUGUUACCAUGACGCCCACAAUGAGGGUUUUAGACAGAGGUCAGAGGUCAAGUUUUAACAGUGAAUCUUUGAGCCAAAAUAAUCCUAUAAAGUAUUAAAGGAGGGAAUUUAUCCGUCGGCAUCAUCAGAUGAUGCACCCCACAGCUAUGCAACUCUAGAGAAAGCAAAUGUUAGAGGUUUCACACUUUAUUCCUAUAAUAUAUAAACAGAUUUAUCUUCAUUAAAGAGACUAUUUUUGUUAAAUCGCCUGCCCCCCAUCAUGUUUCUCUACCAUGCCAUGGUUCCACAGCGCCACCUACCUGAGGGUGUUUGUGAAUGAAGGUUGGAGUGAGUGUAAAGAGUGAYUAUUGGAAUCAAAGAAACAUUUAAAACCUG